GCCAGUCACACAUACUCUCCCUGCAACCCCAGACAGCCAGGAGCAGCUAGAUGCUCAUGAGCAAAUAUUGAUGGUGCUGUACUUUACAAUGUGGAGAUCAGAGAGAGAGGGUGAAGGCUGGGACUAGACUGGACUUACACUGGGGAAAUCAACAGGAAGGAAUACGGUAAGAGCGAAUGAUAGAGAGGGACAGGUUGAUUCUUUGUGUGGGCUGACAAACUGGCCUGGAGGCCCUUGUUGACAUCUUCAUGUGGGCUGUUGUUUAAUCUCUGGGGAAAUUAGCCCUGGCUAAUUAAUUAAAGCUAUGUCAGGUGUGAUUUAUAAAACCAGUGGUUCACAUGGUGAUUUACCUCCUCUCUGCUCACUGCAUGAUGGUGUCAGUUAAUGUGGCCAUGGGUGCUGUUAGUCAGUAACAUAUUCAGGGAGACCAUGGAAAAGUUUGGGGAAAUCACUGUGUUCAUUUUACUGUGAUAACAGGGGAAUAGACUAGCAACUCUCAAGGAUCUCUUUAAUUAUGAAUGUACUGCACAGGAACAGACCUCACUUAAUACAGAAUAUAACCUAAAGGGAAUACUCAUCAAAAUAAUUGUUUUGGAAUUGUUGUGUUGGGUACAUUGUGGUUAUGGUUACAGCAAUAAUGGAAACAUCACAUAACACAAGACAAGUCUGAGUCCAUGUCAAUACUUAAAUCACAUCUGAAUAUUUAUUUUUAGGUCUGGAAGAUAAACAUCAAUAUCAGGAGUUUUUUGUGUAAUUCCCCUUUAAUUGUGAAUCUAGCAGGUGAGGAAUGUGUUGUCUGAUGUGCCAGUCUAGUGAUGGUUCUGUAAUGCUGUUGCUCAUUUCAUGGCAAAGUUAGCAAAUACCAAGUAAUAGAUCAAAAUGAUAUACUUCCUGAUGAUAUACUUCUUCCAGGUAUGCCUACCUUACAGUAAACAUUAAACUGAGAAAGUUUUGGGGAAAUUACUGUCUGUCAACCCACAAGAUGGUUAUCACAUCAGCUGGCCACACACAGAAAUAAGUGAAAGAAAUACAUGCGCACCACACAGACAUACAGGGGAAAUAUUGCUGGAAAUGAAUUGGCAGCUAUUGUGUUAGGCUUGGCAUUUUAAGCCAAUAGUAGCUAACCGGGGGUAGGAUAAUGUCAGCGUUGCAUUAAUUAGAUAGUAGCUGGGAACUUGCAGUGUCUAAUACUUGUGAGAUUUGUUAAUGACAAUUUGCAGUGGAACAUGUGAAAAUUGCAUGUACUUUCAGAAUUGUUUGGGGAGCUAAUCAUAGGUGGGCUGAGAGCUACUGGUAGCUUGCGAUCAACCUGUUGGAGACCCUAGUUUAACAGGAUUUUGCACUCCACACACAAUUAUAUGUGAAGUCCCUCAGUCGAGCAGUGAAUUUCGAACACAGAUUCAACCACAAAGACCAGGGAGGUUUUCAAAUGCCUUGCAAAGAAGGUUACCUAUUGGUAGAUGGUUAAUAAUAAAAAAAGGCAGACAUUGAAUAUCCCUUUGAGUAUGGUGAGGUUAUUAAUUACACUUUGGAUGGUGCAUCAAUACACCCAGUCACUACAAAGAUACAGGCGUCCUUCCUAACUCAGUUGCCGGAGUAGAAGGAAAACGCUCAGGGAUUUCACCAAAGGGCAAAGGUGACUUUAAAACAGUUACAGAGCUUAAUAGCUGUAAUAGGAGAAGGCUGGAGGCUGGAUCAACAACAUUGUAGUUACUCCACAAUACUAACCUAAAUGACAACGUGAAAAGAAGGACUGUACAAAAUAAAAAUAUUCCAAAACAAAAGCAUCCUGUUCGCAAUAAGUCAAUAAAGUAAAACAGUAGAAAUGUGGCAAAGACAUUAACUUUAUGUCUUGAAUAUAAUUUUUAUUUUAUUAAUUAUUUAACCAGGCAAGUCAGUUCAGAACAAAUUCUUAUUUACAAUGACGGACGAUGCUGGGCCAAAUCCAGACGAUGCUGGGCGCCGCCCUAUGGGACUCCCAAUCACGACCGGUUGUGAUACAGCCUGGAUUCGAAUCAGGGUGUCUGUAGUGACGCCAAAAGCACUGAGAGGCAGUGCCUUAGAUCUCUGCGCCACUCGGGAGCCAAAAAAUGUUAUGUUUCGGGAAAAUCCACUCUUCAUAUUUUCAAGCAUGGUGGUGGCUGUGUCAUAUUAUGGGUAUGCUUGUCAUCGGCAAGGCUAGGGAGUUUUUUUAGGAUAAAAAUAAAUGGAAUAGAGCUAAGCACAGGCAAAAUCCUAAAGGAAAACCUGGUUCAGUCUGCUUUCCAACAGACACUGGGAGACAAAUUCACCUUUCAGCAGGACAAUAACCUAAAACACAAGGCAAUAUAUACACUGGAGUUGCUUACCAAGACGAUAGUUGAAUGUUCCUGAGUGGCCUACAGUAGUUGCAGCUUACAAAUAUAUGACAAGACUUGAAAAUGGCUGGGUGAGGAAAACAUUUUUGUAACCAAUUUUGAAUUCAGGCUGUAACACAACGUAGUCAAGGGGUAUAAAUACUGUAGCAGGUUGAAAUUCGCUGCUCAACUGAGGGACCUUUGAGAUAAUUGUAUGUGUGGGGUACAUACUGUAGAUGAGGUAGUCAUUAAAAAUCAGGCUAAACACUAUUAUUGCACGUAGAGUGAGUCAAUUCAAGUCACUAUGUGACUUGUUAAGCAAAUGUUUACUCUUUAACUUAACAAAGGGGUUUGAAUACUUACAUUAUUUAUUCAUCUGUAAAAAUUCUGUAAAAACAUCAUUUCUGUCUGACAUUAUGGGGUAUUUUGUGUAGGCGAGUGACAUAAAAUCUCAAUUUCAUCCAAAUUCAGGCAGUAACACAAUAAAAUGUGGAGAUCAAGUUUAUAAGUAGCCGGCUGGGCUGAUGAGACAGUGGAUUGCGCAGUCAGAUGGAACAGAGUAAAUAGACAUUUUAACAUCAUAGAUUUAGCCGGUGGAAACUUGUGCAAUAGACACCGGAUGGAAUGCGGUUUUAACCAAUCAGAAUUCAGGAUUAGACCCACCAGUUGCAUAAAAUGUAUUUUAUCUGUACCUUGGCAGAUUUAAACAGAUUUCAUCUGUAACUUGGCCACUCAGGUACAUUCACUGUCUUAUUGAUAAGCAACACCAGUGUAGAUUUGUGUUGUAGGUUAUUGUCCUGCUGAAAGGUGAAUUCCUCUCCCAGUCUCUCGUCUAAAGCAGACUGAAGCAGAUUUUCCUCUAGGAUUUUGCCUGUGUUUUGCUCCAUCCAUUUCUUUUUAUAAAAGAAAAACUCUGCCUGUAUUUGCUCAUGUCAAGCAUACACAUACCAGGAUGCUUGAAAAUAAGGAGUCAGUUACUCAAUGAAGUGUUGUGUUAGAUUUGUCCCAAACACAAGGCUAUGCAUUUAAUCCAAAAAGUGUAUACAUUUGUUGUGUUUUUUUGCAGUAUUACUUUAGUGCCUUGUUGCAUACAAGAUGCAUGUUUGGAAUAUUUUUAUUCUGUACAUAUCCAGCAGGGCUUGGACUGUAACUGGUUAAUCCCACUUUGUAAAACAAUAGAAUGUGAAGAUAUCCAAGGGGUCCGAAAACCUUUGCAAGGGCUAAAGUGUUGUCUGUGAGGUAUUUAACAGGUAAGCUACUGUAUCACAAAGCUGCUUAACAAAAUGUUAAACUCACACUAACGUUAUGUCUAGGUGUAUCUUCGUUUCUUACAGGAUUGGACUGGAAAUAAUUUACUUCCAUCAUCUUUAUUCUGAGCUGAGGUCCAUUCAGAUUUGUGAAUGAAUGAGUGGGUGGGCCCCGAAGUAAAUGUGGUGGGACCACUACAGAUCCCACACAACGAUGGAUUCCCAUUGUCCGAGAACUCACACUUCUUUGAUAUUCUGGCAGAUCAAGGGAGCCCUCUGCUCCAGGACCAAGAGGUCUUAUCCUUCACCAACUAUCCCAGCAUGCAAUACCCCUCGGUGGAGCCCACCAUGUCCUCCCCUCCAUACUACUCCAAUCAGAAUUACUAUCCCCAAUACAGCGUUGAUGAGUGGUACUCACCCACAGAGAUGUAUGAACUGAGGAAAGAACCCCUGGAGGGUAGCUACGAUGUUGAAAUGGAAGAGGCAUCCGCCAUAGUGCCUGCGGUGUGCAAGAGGACCAGGCACACUUCCCACGCAGGCAGGGUCAAAGGGGAGGAGCUGUGUGUGGUGUGUGGGGACAAGGCAUCUGGGUACCACUAUAACGCUCUCACCUGUGAGGGGUGUAAAGGCUUCUUCAGACGGAGCAUCACAAAGAACGCUGUGUACAAGUGCAAGAGUAAAGGGACCUGUGAGAUGGACAUGUACAUGCGCAGGAAGUGCCAGGAGUGUCGUCUCCGGAAGUGCAAGGAGAUGGGCAUGCUGGCAGAAUGUCUGCUGACAGAGAUCCAGUGUAAGUCUAAAAGGCUGAGGAAAAACACCAAGGCCUCACCAAGAGAGUCCACUUGGGACGAGACAGAGGGUGGAGACAACGGAGACAGCAAGCAGGUCACUUCCACCACCAAACUGUCAAAGGAGAAGAUUGAGCUCAGUCAAGAGCAGCAGGCUAUUCUGAGCUUCAUCGUAGGAGCUUACCAGAAACAUCGAAUCCCUCAAGACAUGGCCAAAAAACUGCUACAGGAGCAUUUCAAUGCAGAUGAGAACUUCCUCCUUUUGACAGAGAUGGCCACCAGUCAUGUUCAAGUGCUGGUGGAGUUUACCAAAAACAUUCCAGGUUUCUCUGCCCUGGACCAUGAGGAUCAGAUAGCUCUGUUAAAGGGCUCGGCAGUGGAGGCCAUGUUCCUGCGCUCAGCACAGGUGUUUACCAGGAAGCUACCCCAUGGACACACAGAUGUGCUGGAGGACAGGAUACGUAAGAGUGGAAUAUCAGAGGCGUUCAUUACACCCAUGUUCAACUUCUACAAAAGCAUUGGGGAACUCCAGAUGAUGCUGGAAGAACACGCCCUUCUCACCGCCAUUACCAUCCUGUCACCAGACCGGCCAUACCUGAAAGACCAGCAGGCAGUGGAGAGGCUGCAGGAGCCUAUGCUGGAGUUGCUCAGGAAGUUCUGUGCAAUGCAGCACCCGCUGGAGCCCCAGCACUUUGCCCGUCUCCUGGGACGGCUGACCGAACUGCGAACCCUCAAUCACCACCACGCCGAGAUGCUUACCUCUUGGCGCAUGAGCGACCACAAGUUCACCCCCCUCCUCUGUGAGAUCUGGGACGUACAGUGAAUGAUACAUAGAGGCUGCAUCGAUGGAUGGAUGAAUGGGGGAGAGGAGAGGACAACAAACAUUUCAACCUGACGCCUACCAUUUCAGUAGCUGCAACCAUUUCCAAAGCUGAACAUCGAACCAUUUCAGAAUUUAUGACUGCGAUGCAAUAAGACAUGACACCGCUUUCAGAUGUUGGAAAUUGAUAUUGUGUAGGCUUUGCUCCGUUGUUCUGUGAGCCUUCGUGAUGGGCUACUUGAAUGUGACCCCCCGUUGCAGACCAAAGAAACUUGGAGACAUUAUUUAAAGAAAAGAUCUCCCAAUGGGAUAAUGGACUUAUAUUGUCAAGUCUGCCAGAUUUUGUAAAAAGUAAUCUGAUAACACCCCUAGUAUUGGCAAAUCAUCUUCUGACUAAUACACUUGUAGUCAUGAUAUUGUUUGGACCCAGGCACAGCAGUUUGGACUGGAUCAGUAUGACAUACGAUCUAUCUUGUGGUUUAUAAAUACACUGAACAAAAAUACAAUGCUCAAAAAAAUAAAGGGAACACUUAAACAACACAAUGCAACUCCAAGUCAAUCACACUUCUGUGCAAUCAAACUGUCCACUUAGGAAGCAACACUGAUUGACAAUAAAUGUAACAUGCUGUUGUGCAAAUGCAAUAGACAACAGGUGGAAAUUAUAGGCAAUUAGCAAGACACCCCCAAUAAAGGAGUGGUUCUGCAGGUGGUGACCACAGACCACUUCUCAUUUCCUAUGCUUCCUAGCUGAUGUUUUGGUCACUUUUGAAUGCUGUCGGUGCUUUCACUCUAGUGGUAGCACAAGACGGAGUCUACAACCCACACAGGUGGCUCAGGUAGUGCAGCUCAUCCAGGAUGAGUGGCAAGAAGGUUUGCUGUGUCUGUCAGCGUAGUGUCCAGAGCAUGGAGGCACUACCAGGAGACAGGCCAGUACAUCAGGAGACGUGGAGGAGGCCGUAGGAGGGCAUCAACCCAGCAGCAGGACCACUACCUCCGCCUUUGUGCAAGGAGGAGCACUGUCAGAGCCCUGCAAAAUGACCUCCAGCAGGCCACAAAUGUGUAUGUGUCUGCUCAAACGGUCAGAAACAGACUCCAUGAGGGUGGUAUGAGGGCCCGACGUCCACAAGUAGGGGUUGUGCUUACAGCCCAACACCGUGCAGGACAUUUGGCAUUUGCCAGAGAACACCAAGAUUGGCAAAUUCGCCACUGGCGCCCUGUGCUCUUCACAGAUGAAAGCAGGUUCACACUGAGCACAUGUGACAGACGUGACAGAGUAUGGAGACGCCGUGGAGAACGUUCUGCUGCCUGCAACAUCCUCCAGCAUGACCGAUUUGGCGGUGGGUCAGUCAUGGUGUGGGGUGGCAUUUCUUUAGGGGGCCGCACAGCCCUCCAUGUGCUCGCCAGAGGUAGCCUGACUGCCAUUAUGUACCGAGAUGAGAUCCUCAGACCCCUUGUGAGACCAUAUGCUGGUGCGGUUGGCCCUGGGUUCCUCCUAAUGCAAGACAAUGCUAGACCUCAUGUGGCUGGAGUGUGUCAGCAGUUCCUGCAAGAGGAAGGCAUUGAUGCUAUGUACUGGCCCGCCCGUUCCCCAGACCUGAAUCCAAUUGAGCACAUCUGGGACAUCAUGUCUCGCUCCAUCCACCAACGCCACGUUGCACCAGACUGUCCAGGAGUUGGUGGAUGCUCUAGUCCAGGUCUGGGAGGAGAUCCCCCAGGAGACCAUCCGCCACCUCAUCAGGAGCAUGCCCAGGCGUUGUAGGUAGGUCAUACAGGCACGUGGAGGCCACACACACUACUGAGCCUCAUUUGGACUUGUUUUAAGGACAUUACAUCAAAGAUGGAUCCGCCUGUAGUGUGGUUUUCCACUUUAAUAUUGAGUGUGACUCCAAAUCCAGACCUCCAUUGGUUGAUAAAUUGGAUUUCCAUUGAUCAUUUUUGUGAGAUUUUGUUGUCAGCACAUUCAACUAUGUAAAGAAAAAAAUAUUUAAUAAGAAUAUUUCAUUCAUUCAGAUCUAGGAUGUGUUAUUUUAGUGUUCCCUUUGUUUUUUUAGCAGGGUAUAAACGCAACAUGUAAAGUGUUGGUCCCAUGUUUCAUAAGCUGAAAUAAAAGAUCCCAGAAAUGUU
Molecule: messenger RNA, 7315 nt
Organism: Oncorhynchus keta (chum salmon)
Lineage: Eukaryota; Metazoa; Chordata; Actinopteri; Salmoniformes; Salmonidae
Product: bile acid receptor
Exons: 9
Coding region: 3737-5194 (485 amino acids)
Biological process (GO): negative regulation of transcription by RNA polymerase II; bile acid signaling pathway; positive regulation of transcription by RNA polymerase II
Molecular function (GO): bile acid binding; nuclear receptor activity; RNA polymerase II cis-regulatory region sequence-specific DNA binding
Source: RefSeq, a predicted model, not a curated record